CAAGGAGAAUUGUGUGUACAAGAGAGUACGUUCCUGAAAGCCGCCUAAAUGGCUUCGUUUACGUGCGCCUUCAUUGUUUCGCCGCAACGGAUAUAAGGAAGAGCACGGGAAGUGAUCGCUGGUUUCGUCAAGGUUCUGUCGUUUGUCAGUCCUCGGCGGGCUGCCGCGAGUGAUCACAGUGCUGUCAGUUAAACGGAAAGUUGUGCGAAGAAAGAAGGCGAUCAUCUAAAAUGCUAACUUCCAGCGCGAAUCAGUACCUCCGUCCGGAAUAUCUUACGCCUCUGCCUACUACGUUGGACGCGAAGAAAAGCCCGCUCGCACUCCUCGCUCAGACCUGCAGCCAAAUAGGAGCCGACACGCCGUCUAAUAAAUCUCUGCUGGGCUCGUUGGACAAACCGUCGAGUAACAAAUCGUCGAAGUCCGCGGAUCAAUCGCGUGAAAAAUCGUCGCCGGCUGUCGCGCUAACGUCGACAGAAUCGAGCAAGACCAAUUUCAAGCCGUACGAGUCGUGUUUGGGUCGUGAGAAAGCAUCGAGCCCGGACGAGCAGAGGUCAGCAUCCAGUCACUCGACGUCUGGACGAUCGAGGACACCUGGUAGCGGUAAUAAACGAUGCCCGAGCAAUCAGAGCGCCUCCUCGGUUCGCGCAGUGACGCCGCAAGGUCGGAAAACUGCGACGCCGAACGGCGACGUUGCCCGGGAAUCACCAGCUUCUAGGACGUCGACGGCGAAUCUAUCGUUAGUGCAACACGAAUCCUCGAGUUCAUCGCAACCGGCGGUUGUGAGCAGUCCAUCGUUACAAGCGAAACCCUCGUACAGUCCCGCAGGCGUCUUAGCGAUGACGGAUCCGUCCAUCAAGGAUCUUCCAUUGGGAACGUUCAAGCCGGGCGUCAGUUUGGCCUCUUCGACGGCCGCCUACCUAGGCUACAGCCCGCAGUUACCCGUCGAUGUGAUGGCCAGCUCUUUAAUGUCUCAGCAUCACGCAGCCUUAAAGAACGGCCUGGUAGCUGGAAAUCCGUAUCUGAGUUACGCCCGAUUGAAGAGUGCCUCGGGUGCCGAGGCUCUGAUGCCCGUUUGUCGGGAUCCAUACUGUACCGGUUGUCAACUGAACUCUCAUCUUUUCGCUAGCUCUGCCAGCGCAGCAGUCGCUAACGGCAAGCUGGCGUCUAGCGCUGCCAAUGGAGCCGGUACCUGUCCAGCUGGUUGCGUUCAGUGCGAUCAUAAGUCCGGUACGCCUUAUGGAGCGUUGGGUGUUGCUGCAUACGCUCACGCACAGUUAGCCGCUUUGGCCGCGGCCUCGCAGCUUCCUUACGUUUGCAACUGGAUCGCCGGAGACACCGCUUAUUGCGGUAAAAGGUUCUCCACGUCGGACGAGUUGCUGCAACAUCUAAGAAGUCACACGAGCGUGUCGUCAAGCGGAGCGACGGAUCCAUCGGCGGCGACGUUGUCCCUAUUGUCGCCCUCCGUCGGAUUACCGCCGACGCAUCCUUUGUUCUCGAGAACUUAUCCAACGCCACCUUUGAGUCCACUCGCGACGGCGCGUUAUCACCCUUACGGGAAACCAUCGCCGUUGUUGCCACCGUCUUUAUCGUCGCUGGGUUUACCACUUCCACCACCUCAUCCCCACACACCAGCCGGAUUACCCCCGUAUUUCUCCCCGUACUCGCUGUACGGCGCUCCCCGCCUUGGCGCCGCGUCCGGGAUGCCGCAAUGAGUUCCCGACCACGAACCUUGCCCAUGAUUGGACGCGUAGAAAAGUAUCAAC
Molecule: messenger RNA, 1763 nt
Organism: Dufourea novaeangliae
Lineage: Eukaryota; Metazoa; Arthropoda; Insecta; Hymenoptera; Halictidae
Product: zinc finger protein Elbow
Exons: 2
Coding region: 231-1712 (493 amino acids)
Biological process (GO): negative regulation of DNA-templated transcription
Cellular component (GO): nucleus
Source: RefSeq, a predicted model, not a curated record